AUGAAACAGAGCAAGUGGAAGUACAAGGGCAAGGGCAAGGGCAAGGGCAAGGGCAAGGGCAAGGGCAAGGGCAAGGGCAAGGGCAAGGGCAAGGGCAAGGGCAAGGGCAAGGGCAAGGGCAAGGGCAAGGGCAAGGGCAAGGGCAAGGGCAAGGGCAAGGGCAAGGGCAAGGGCCAGAGCAAGAACAAGAGCAAGAGCAAAGGCAAGAGGGAGGGCCAGAGCAAAAGCCACUACAAGAGCAAGGAGCAAGAGCCAGAGCAAGAGCCAGAGCAAGAGCCAGAGCAAGAGCCAGAGCAAGAGCCAGAGCAAGAGCAGAGCAAGAUCAAGAGCAAAAGCAAGAGCCACAGCAAGAGUCAGAGCAAGAGCAAGAGCAAGAGCAAGAGCCAGAGCAAGUGCCAGAGCAAGUGCCAGAAUAAGAGCAAGAGCAAGAGACAAAGCAAGAGCAAGAGCAAGAACAAGAAGCAAAAGCAAGGCAAGAGCCAGAGCAAGAGCAAGGGCAAGGGCCACAGCAAGAGCAAGAGCGAGAUUAAAAGCAAGAGCCAGAGCAAGAGUCAGUGCAAGAGCAAGAGCACGAGCCAGAGCAAGAGCCAGAGCAAGAAGCAAAAGCAAGGCAAGAGCCAGAGCAAGAGCAAGGACAAGGGCAAGAGAGAGAGCAAAGGCAAGAGGAAGAGCAAGAGCAAGAGCCACAGCAAGAGCCACAGCAAGAGCCAGAGCAAAAGCCAGAGAAAGAGCCGGAGCAAGAGCCACAGCAAGAGCCAGAGCAAGAGCCAGAGCAAGAGCCAGAGCAAGAGCAAAAGCGUGAGCCAGAGCCAGAGCAAAUGCCAGAGCAAAAGCCAGAGCAAGAGCAAGAGCUAG
Messenger RNA from Uranotaenia lowii, 855 nucleotides. RefSeq names its product serine/arginine-rich splicing factor 4-like. The record is from RefSeq and is a predicted model, not a curated record. Lineage: Eukaryota; Metazoa; Arthropoda; Insecta; Diptera; Culicidae. Bases 1 to 855 code for a protein of 284 amino acids. The transcript has 5 exons.